This is a messenger RNA of Annulohypoxylon truncatum, 2075 nucleotides long. Its product is annotated as cystathionine beta-synthase. The transcript has a single exon. The record is from RefSeq and is a predicted model, not a curated record. Gene Ontology annotation, molecular function: cysteine synthase activity; cystathionine beta-synthase activity. Lineage: Eukaryota; Fungi; Ascomycota; Sordariomycetes; Xylariales; Hypoxylaceae. Gene Ontology annotation, cellular component: cytoplasm. The coding region runs from base 257 to 1822 and encodes 521 amino acids.
AAUUUCACGCAUUGAGUUUGGCAAGUCUCGCUCACAGGCUGAAUACGGCGAUACUUGAUCUGACGCAAUCCUGAAAUUUUCUAGUCAUUCGCCCGUUUUCCCUUCAUUUAACCUUCAACUUCUUUUUUGCCCCCUUAGACUUCAUUUACCUCUCUUUUACGUAGCAAGAUAGAAUUUCAGGAUUCUUCUCGGUAAUAUCUAAUCUAAACUACCUACUUUGCAUACGCUAUCUAUUCACCGUAUCAAUCUCGUCGCCAUGGCUACCACGAACGGCACCAAUGAUACCAUACCGCAUAACCCGCCACAUGCGGCGACAGUCAUAUCGGCAACAGAAUUGAUUGGAAACACUCCGCUAGUCCGUCUAAACAAGAUCCCACAAUCUUUCGGUGUCGAGGCGGAGGUGUAUGCCAAAGUCGAACUUUUCAACGCUGGCGGUUCCGUCAAAGACCGCAUUGCCUUACGAAUGAUCGAAGAGGCCGAGCGAAGCGGACGGAUUAAGCCUGGUGAUACCUUGAUCGAACCAACGAGCGGGAACACAGGUAUCGGCUUAGCACUGGUUGGUGCUAUCAAGGGCUACAAGACAAUUAUCACCUUGCCCGAGAAGAUGUCUGCCGAGAAGGUGUCGGUGUUGAAGGCGCUAGGCGCUACUAUCAUCCGUACCCCCACGCAAGCAGCAUGGGAUAGUCCCGAGAGUCAUAUCGGCGUGGCAAGGAAGCUCGUUAAAGAGAUCCCGAACGCACAUAUCUUAGACCAGUAUUCCAACGAGAAUAAUCCGCGAGCCCAUGAAUUUGGCACGGCUGAAGAGGUUUGGGAACAGACCGGUGGCAAAAUUACUUGCAUUGUGGCAGGCGCCGGAACGGGUGGCACCAUCUCGGGCUUGGCAAAGGGAUUGAGGAAACACAACAAAAAUAUCAAAGUAGUGGCCGCCGACCCUCAAGGGAGCAUCUUGGCUUUACCUGAGUCUCUCAAUGACGAGCACCGAGAUGAGUCUUACAAAGUGGAGGGAAUUGGGUAUGAUUUUAUACCUGAUGUACUUGAUCGGGAUCUCGUCGAUAAGUGGUACAAGACAGACGACGUGGAGUCUUUCAAGCUUGCGCGACGAUUGAUUUCCGAGGAAGGCCUGCUUGUUGGUGGAAGUUCCGGAAGUGCCUUGAGUGCUACUUUCAAAGCAGUCAAGGAUUUAGGGCUUGGUAAGAACGAUGUUGUUGUCGUUAUCUUGCCAGAUAGCAUCCGAAGUUAUCUAACCAAGUUUGCCGAUGAUGAUUGGCUGGCGGCGAACGAUCUACUGCCGACUACUGACGCCGCGGCGAAGGAAGCGGCGGCAAAUGGUAAAAAGUCGGAAGACCCCUACGCCGGCGCAACUGUUCGUUCGUUAAGACUGAAGCCGGUCAUUUCUGUCAUCGCCACCAGUCCUUGCUCCGAAGCGAUUGAGACCAUGCGUGAUAAGGGUUUUGACCAACUUCCGGUUCUCGCUAGCGCAGGAGGUAAGUUGGUAGGACUCGUCACUCUCGGUAAUCUUCUCAGCUAUGUUUCACGCGGCCGGGCUAGUGGGAAUAGCCCGGUUAAGGAUGUCAUGUUUGACUUCAGCAAGAUUGACGAAGUGGUCACCGACCCUCGAGAAGGAAAGGGAAGCAAAGGUCGCAAGUUCGUCGAGAUCACACUGGACACGCCAAUCGCGGAACUGAGCAAGUUCUUUGAGUGGAACAGCGCCGCGGUCGUUACCGAGCCUAGUCGUGUCAAAGCCAAGGCGCUCAGCAAGCCUAUCGCCGUGGUCACUAAGGUUGACUUAUUGACGUGGAUGGUGAAGCAGGUCAAGGCUUAAAGACCUUGCUAUGGAAAUGAAGGAUUGGCAUUUGACUAUCAUGAGUUAGAAAUAGGUCAUUAGCACGGCGUUUUGGUAGAAAUUGCAAUUACAACUUCAGCGAGGAUCGAUCAACUGGUUAAUUCGGGUAUCAGAUUAUAAACAGCGGACUCAACGUCUUCAAUGGGUUAGAAGGAAUCGACUACACAAAGGUUUCCCAUAGACAUUUAUCUAGAAUGAAUAAUGACAACAGUCUAAUCAUGUUUCAACCCAA